Molecule: messenger RNA, 8826 nt
Organism: Seriola dumerili (greater amberjack)
Lineage: Eukaryota; Metazoa; Chordata; Actinopteri; Carangiformes; Carangidae
Product: ankyrin-3-like
Exons: 45
Coding region: 1-6747 (2248 amino acids)
Biological process (GO): signal transduction; regulation of cardiac muscle contraction; protein localization to T-tubule
Cellular component (GO): T-tubule
Molecular function (GO): protein binding
Source: RefSeq, a predicted model, not a curated record
AUGGCUCACGCGGCCUCCCAAUUGAAGAAGAAUCGGGGGGAAGUGGAUGUGAAUGCAAUAGAGGACGAGAAGGAGAAGCGGAGGAAGAGCAGGAGAGCAACGUCCCGGGAACAAAAGAGAAAGUCUGACAGUAAUGCCAGUUACCUGCGAGCUGCCCGGGCAGGGAACCUCGAAAAGGUUCUUGACUACCUCAAGUCUGGGGUUGAAAUUAACAUUUGCAAUCAGAAUGGUUUGAACGCUCUUCAUCUUGCCUCCAAGGAGGGGCAUGUAGAGGUUGUUGCUGAACUGCUGAAGCUUGGAGCCGCUGUGGAUGCAGCCACGAAGAAAGGAAACACUGCUCUGCACAUAGCCUCACUGGCUGGCCAAACGGAAGUCGUCAAAGAGCUGGUCACUAAUGGAGCCAAUGUCAACGCACAGUCUCAGAAUGGCUUCACUCCUCUGUACAUGGCAGCCCAGGAGAAUCACCUGGAGGUGGUACGGUUCCUUCUGGAGAACAGCGCCAGCCAGAGUAUGGCCACUGAGGAUGGCUUCACGCCUCUGGCGGUGGCCCUCCAGCAGGGCCAUGACCAGGUGGUCUCCCUGCUACUGGAGAACGAUACAAAGGGCAAGGUACGCCUGCCUGCCCUGCACAUCGCUGCCCGCAAGGAUGACACCAAGGCCGCGGCCCUGCUCCUGCAGAACGACCACAACGCGGAUGUUGAGUCUAAGAGUGGUUUCACCCCUCUCCACAUCGCGGCUCACUAUGGCAACAUUAACGUGGCCACACUCCUGCUGAACCGAGGCGCUGCUGUGGACUUCAUGGCUCGGAAUGACAUCACGCCACUUCAUGUGGCAGCAAAAAGGGGCAACAGCAACAUGGUCAAGCUGCUCCUGGACAGAGGGUCCAAAAUUGAUGCAAAGACCAAGGACGGUCUGACACCUCUUCACUGUGGGGCGAGGAGCGGACACGAGCAGGUGGUAGAAAUCCUACUAGACCGAGGAGCACCUAUCCUAUCCAAGACCAAGAACGGCCUGUCACCGCUCCACAUGGCCACUCAGGGGGACCACUUGAACUGCGUCCAGCUCCUACUCCAGCAUGACGUGCCUGUGGACGACGUCACCAACGACUACCUAACGGCGUUGCACGUCGCUGCCCACUGUGGUCACUACAAGGUGGCAAAGCUCAUCGUGGACAAGAAGGCCAACCCGAAUGCCAAGGCCCUGAAUGGUUUCACUCCACUUCACAUCGCCUGCAAGAAGAACAGAGUCAAAGUGAUGGAGCUGUUGCUUAAACAUGGAGCUUCUAUCCAGGCUGUCACUGAGUCUGGCCUGACACCCAUCCAUGUGGCAGCCUUCAUGGGCCAUGAGAACAUUGUCCAUGCUCUGACACACCAUGGAGCAUCACCCAACACCACCAACGUACGCGGUGAGACAGCUCUCCACAUGGCAGCCAGGGCAGGGCAGACAGACGUAGUCCGAUACCUGCUUAAGAACGGAGCCAAGGUGGAGACCAAGUCCAAGGAUGACCAGACUGCGUUGCACAUCUCCAGUCGGCUAGGGAAAGUCGACAUCGUCCAGCAGCUGCUGCAGUGCGGCGCCUCUGCCAACGCUGCCACCACCUCAGGCUACACCCCCCUUCACCUGGCUGCCCGCGAAGGACACCAAGAUGUUGCUGCCAUGCUGCUGGAGAAUGGAGCCUCGCUCUCCUCCUCAACUAAAAAAGGGUUCAGUCCCCUACAUGUGGCAGCAAAAUACGGCAAGAUGGAAGUCGCCAGUCUCCUCCUACAGAAGAGAGCUGUGCCUGAUGCUGCUGGAAAGAGUGGGCUAACUCCACUGCAUGUAGCCGCUCACUACGAUAAUCAGCGAGUGGCACUGCUGCUGCUGGAUCAGGGAGCUUCCCCACAUGCUGCCGCUAAGAAUGGCUACACCCCACUCCACAUUGCUGCCAAAAAGAACCAAAUGGACAUUGGGACCACACUGCUGGAGUACGGCGCAGACACCAACGCGGUGACACGGCAAGGCAUCAGCCCCAUUCACCUGGCAGCGCAGGAGGGCAGCGUGGACCUGGUUUCACUGCUGCUGACCAAGAAUGCCAAUGUCAACGUGUGCAAUAAGAGUGGACUUACACCACUCCACUUGGCAGCUCAGGAGGACAAGGUCAAUGUUGCAGAAGUUCUCCUCAACCACGGGGCUGAUGUCAACCCACAAACAAAGAUGGGUUACACUCCGCUGCACGUGGCUUGUCACUAUGGCAACGCAAAGAUGGCAAACUUCCUGCUGCAGAACCGUGCCAGAGUCAAUGGCAGAACCAAGAACGGAUACACUCCUCUCCACCAGGCAGCUCAGCAGGGCCACACCCACAUCAUCAACCUGCUGCUUCAGCACGGGGCCUCGGCCAACGAUCUCACCGUGAAUGGGAACACUGCCCUAUCCAUCGCCCAUCGACUCGGGUACAUCUCUGUGGUGGACACUCUGAGGCCCAUGACGGAUGAAAACCUGACUGCCAUGAGUGCAUCAGAAAAACACAAAAUCAAUGUCCCAGAGACCAUGAAUGAGUUCCUUGACAUGUCAGACGAUGAAGUCCGGGCCAAUGUGCCAGAAAUUCUCGAUGAGGAAUCUUUUUCUGAUGUUGAUGAAGGUGAGGAUGCGAUGACCGGGGACACGGACAAAUACUUGCGGCCUCAGGACCUCAAAGAGCUUGGGGAUGACUCUCUCCCUCAGGAGGGGUACAUGGGUUUCAGCAUAGGAGCCCGCUCAGCCAGCCUCCGCUCCUUCAGUUCGGAUAGGUCCAACACACUCAACCGGAGCUCGUUUGCACGAGACAGCAUGAUGAUUGAAGAGAUUCUGGCCCCUACGAAGGACACACAUCUGGCUGUGACGAGAGACUACAGCUCAGAGUGCAUGCGGCGCUACAGCUGGACUCCAGACACCAUGGACCACAGCCACAACACUGUGUCCAGCCCCAUUCACUCUGGGUUCUUGGUCAGCUUCAUGGUGGACGCCCGUGGCGGCUCCAUGAGAGGCAGCCGCCACAAUGGCAUGCGCAUCAUCAUCCCUCCCAGGAAGUGCACAGCGCCCACACGCAUCACCUGUCGCCUGGCCAAAAGGCACAAGCUGGCCUACCCCCCUCCCAUGGUGGAGGGAGAGGGUCUGGUCAGCCGGCUGGUGGAGGUCGGUCCAGCCGGGGCUCAGUUCCUCGGUCCUGUUAUUGUGGAGAUCCCUCAUUUUGGUUCCAUGCGGGGGAAAGAGAGGGAGCUGAUCGUGUUGAGGAGUGACAAUGGUGAUACAUGGAAGGAGCACCAGUCUGACGCCAGACCAGAGGACCUUGUUGACCUGCUCACUGGGAUGGAUGAAGAGCUGGACAGCCCUGCUGAGUUGGAGAAGAAGCGUAUUUGCCGCAUUGUCACCAGAGAUUUUCCUCAGUAUUUUGCUGUGGUGUCACGGAUAAAGCAGGAGUCUAACCACAUGGGUCCUGAUGGAGGCAUGCUGUCCAGCACCACUGUGCCCAUGGUCCAGGCAUCAUUCCCACAGGGGGCGCUCACCAAGAGGAUUCGUGUUGGCCUGCAGGCCCAGCCUGUACCAGAUGACAUGGUGAGGGCAGUCCUUGGUAACAGAGCCACCUUCAGCCCCAUCGUCACUGUAGAGCCCAGGAGGAGGAAGUUCCACAAGCCGAUCACAAUGACGAUCCCCGUUCCACCUAGAUCGGCAGAAGGCCAUCCCAGUGGCCACCGAGGCGACUCUGCACCCUGCCUACGUUUGCUGUGCAGCAUCACAGGAGGGACGUCCCCUGCCCAGUGGGAGGACAUCACAGGGACCACACCACUGUCCUUUGUAACCGACUGUGUCUCCUUCACCACAAAUGUGUCGGCCAGGUUCUGGCUCGCAGACUGUCACCAGAUUCCUGAGACGGUGAGUCUAGCGUCUCAGUUAUACCGGGAACUGAUCUGCGUGCCGUACCUGGCCAAGUUUGUGGUGUUCGCCAAGAUGAACGACGCUGUUGAGGCUCGGCUGCGCUGCUUCUGCAUGACAGACGACAAGGUGGACAAGACCCUUGAGCAGCAGGAGAACUUUGAGGAAGUGGCGCGGAGCAAGGAUAUUGAGGUUCUCGAGGGCAAGCCUAUCCAUGUGGACUGCUAUGGCAACCUGUCCCCUCUCACCAAAAGUGGCCAGCAGUUGGUUUUUAACUUCUACUCCUUCAAGGAAAACAGACUUCCUUUCAAUGUGAAGAUCAGAGACAUGGGCCAGGAGCCAUGUGGCCGCCUCUCCUUCCUGAGAGAGCCAAAAUCCACUAAAGGCCUUCCACAGACUGCCAUAUGCAAUUUGAAUAUCACACUGCCAACCCACAAGAAGACUGAAAAGCCAGAACGACGUCAUACCUUUGCCUCCUUAGCUUUGCGUAAGCGCUACAGCUAUUUGACCGACCCAGCAGCGAGUCCCCAAAGUCCUUGUGAGCGGACGGACUUGCGCAUGGCCAUCGUUGCAGAUCACCUGGGACUCAGUUGGACAGAGUUGGCCCGGGAGAUGAACUUCACAGUGGAUGAGAUCAACCACAUCAGACUAGAGAACCCCAACUCUCUGACAGCACAGAGCUUCAUGCUACUUAAGAAAUGGGUCAGUCGGGAAGGGAAAAACGCCACAACGGAUGCCUUAACUACAGUGCUGACCAAAGUCAAUCGGAUGGAUAUUGUGACUUUACUGGAGGGCCCAAUAUUUGACUAUGGUAACAUUUCAGGCACGAGAUGUUUUGCCGAUGAUAACGCUGUUUUCCGGGAUCAGGCUGAUGAUUAUCAGAGCAUUCUAGCGGAGCUGCAGUCCCCUGCUGCACUGCACUCUGACCCCCACUUCCUGGAGCCCGAACUCCCCAUCACCCCCAACCCUUCCCUUGCUCACCAUCAACCAGAGCCAGACACCCCUUUGCUGGCCGACUCCCAGCCUCAGCCCUUGCCCUGGAGCCCGGAGAUAGAGCCUGGUAGCGAAGAGCCAGACAGCCCUCCUAGGAGCCCCCCCAGACCCUGUGAGCUUGCCCUAUCCUUCCCGGCCUUUGAACUCCCUGACCCUGUUCCUUCUAAGGUCAGAAAGCCCCACAUCGCUCUGAACGACCAGCUGCUUUUGAGCGAAGAGGAGGACAGGUCUUGUCAUGAAAUGGAGCUGAGCCACAAGCCCAGGUCUCACUCUUUCCCAGCGAUGUGUGAGUUAGACAUUGACAUGGCUUACUCCACAUCUUCCCCUUCUCUAUCAUCAGUAUCAUCUAUAACCCCUUCAUCGCCUGACAGAGCACAAGUGGUAGAUGCAGGAGUGCAGUUGGGUGCCCCCAAUGGGGUACAGGAGGAUGUAGGUUUAAAAGGAGGUGAAAUGGAAGUGACAGAAGAAAUAGAGAAGGUUGUUGAGAUGGUUGCAACAGAGGUAGCAGAGGGCAAUGGAUUAGUGGAAAAGUGGGUAGAGCAGGACCUGAUUAAAAAUGUGGAAAGAAAAUGUGAGUUGAUAACAAAAGAUAGGUCAAAGUUGGCAGAGGAAAAAAACAUUUUGGUGGAACAGAAGGAGGGGUCUGCAGAGGAAGAGAAAGAUGUGAUAGAUGAGCAGCAUGUCCUUGUUCAAGAUGAGAAGAAGGGGACAGCCUGUAAGGUGGAGGAGGUGAGAGAUGUGCAGAAUCUGUCAGAGGAGCAGCAUAAUCUGAUAGAGAUUUGGCAUGAAGUGGGAAAAGACUGUACCACAAUAGAAGCGGUGACUGUCACAGAGGGUAUUGAUGAAAAACCAGAGGUGCAAAAGGUGGAUGGGGACAGUGAGGAAAGAGUCUACAAGGGUGACACAGAUGGAGAACUGCAGUUUAAGGAUGAAGGAGAGUUGUGUGGCAGUGAAAGAGAUAUUUACGGGACGUCAGAAGAGGACCAUGCAACCAAGGACCAGGCUGUAGCCUGUCUCUCCCCUCAGGCCUGGGUUGAGGCACUUGGAGAACUUCAGUCCAGUGAGUCUGAAUCCAAUGAGGAAGAGGAGGAGAGACACGGAGACAAACAAAGCACAGAAGAGGCAUUAGGAUCUCUGUUGGAGGAGGUGAAGAAAGAAGAAGGCUCAGAGGAGAAGGAGGAGGACAAAGAGAUGACCGAGGCCAGGGUUCAGGAGAUUCUUGAUCAGGUUGAACAGGCAGAAAAAGACAUGUGUUCACUUUCAGGUUGGCACAGUGAUUCAUCAAGCGUCAAUGUGGAACCACCAACGCCAGGCCGAAGUGUCAGCUCAGACCUGCUCGACAGACGGGAAAGCCAGGAGAACUCUAGUGACUCCAUCACAUCCUCGUCUAGGGGCGAAUCAGGGAGGUCCCGACAGAACGGCGACAGCUCAAAGCACUCACCUCAGGGCGGCUCCUCUGAGUCAUCGAAUGGCAGAAAAGAAGAGGGAGCGCUGGUGUCAGAGAAAAAAGUCCAGCAGCGGGUUAGUGUAGAUUCUGGUUCAGAGGAAGAACAGACUGUAACUACAAGAAUCUUCAGACGCCGUCUCAUUUUAAAGGGAGAAGAGGCAAAGAAUAUUCCAGGCGAGUCUGUUACAGAGGAACACUAUAUGGACCAAGACGGUAACCUCAUCAGUAGAAAAGUAAUAAGGAAGGUUAUUCGGAGGGUUUCUACUCCCACACCAGAAAACCAAGGAGGCGACAGGUGGCACAGAGACCUUCAGCACAGUCCCAUUCUGCAGGAAGACUGGUCUGAGCAAGGAGAAGUUUCAAGGAAUAGCAGGCGAAAGGAUGACAGAAGAUCAGGAGAUAAGAAGUUCCACUCAUAGGGAUGGUUGUGCUCUACCAGAUGUACAGGAACUGAGUUAGAUGUUUCCUGGGAAGAAGUGUUCAGAGGGCUGAAGAGCUACAGUGUGAGGCCUUCAGACAAGGGUCCAGUCUGCAACUAUCUGCUUCAAACAAAUGGUUUUCAUGUGAGAGGAGUCGACCCUUCUGACUUACGCAUGAGCAUGAAAAACUCACUUCCUGUCAAUCAAAAAGACCCAGGAGGUUCUCACUCUCUGACUGCGGUGGACUCGUGGACAAUGAUUCUGCUUCCUGUUUUUGUGUGAGACAAUACGUGCCAUCGGUCCACUGGUGAAGUGAGAGCCUUUUGAAGAGCAUCGUUUGUGGUGAAAACGAAAAAGACUCCGUUACUGACAACCACACAGGUGCAACUGUGACCAAAGAUGGCACAAGAGCUCAGUCCACAUGGUGGAUGGAAAGAAUGAAGUAGACACAAUAACACAAAAAAAUCUAAUGGAACACUUCUGAUUCAACUUCAACACUCGCCUUAUGGUUUUUUCUUGAACCCAUUGUUGUCAGGAUGUAAAUUGUUUUGGGAUUUUUUUCUUCCUUUUUAAAACUUAAACUAACACAAAAGCUUUUUUCUGUAUAUAAAAUUACAAUGUGUAAAAUUCUUAAAAAAGGGUAAGUUACUGGUUGAGAACGCACUGAGGAGAGUAACCUUUUCAAGUGCUUUCAAAAUUUAUUGAAACAGUUCCACUUUUAAAGAUUUGAGUGUAACUUCACAGGUUCUUGUAUAAUUAAUUAUUAGAGCAGGUAUAAUGUUUGUACAUGAAAAAAAGCUGGUUUGAUUUUAACAGAAGAAAUUUCCAGAAAAUCAAAUUUCAGUAAUUCCCAAAGUGGGAGUGGAUCUAAUCCUGCAAAAAGCAGCCUUUCAGAGUACUCAUAUUUUCAUGCAUGCUGUUCACAUUAUUUUAAGUACAAUUUUUACAAGUUUGCAAACACUGUAUUCAAAUGACAAAUAAAAACCCUUUAUCUGUGUACACAUAUAGCCCAAACAUUUGUCACCGAUUUUAUAUUUUAAAUUGAAAAAGGAUACCAUUAAAGCAUUUAUCAUGAUGGGGUGAGAAUGAAAAAAAGUUCUAUAGCUUCUUGAGGGUGUGAUGUCUUGUCUGUGUAUGUAAAACCGGAGGGCAGCUUCUGCUACGAGAACGAAAUAAUCUGAAUGUAAAUGCUAGUAGGCUGGCUCGCUGUAAAAUUAUAACUGUAUUGUGCGUAUUGGCUAUAAGGUGUAGGAGUCUCUGUACACUGUUAGACUGUUCGUAAUCAUUUUAGCAGUGUGUCAAUUUGGUUUUCUAACGGCUGCUGUGGUAUUAAAGGAAAACGGGGGCAUUUCAUUUUGGAUUUUUUGGUGAAGUAUUUCCUUAAUUUAAAAUCCUACUCACAUUAAGGACACAUAAAGACAUUAUUUGAUUGUAGCUCUAAAUAGCAUAUUGUAUGACAAAAACACUGGAUGGUCAAAAACAAUUAUUUAAGCAUUAAAUAAAUUGUGUUUAACUCUGAAACUGUGUGAUCUUUUUAGGCUUGAGAGUCUGUAUAUGCAGUGUCGAAUAGAAUUGUUUUCACUAGCUCAUUGGCAAAAUUUUACUUUACAAGACAUUAGGAAUUAUCUUUGUAUUGGUUUUCAUUAGAUGCCCAUGUAGUUCAAGUGUGGUGUUCUACUGGUGCGAUGGCUCAGUAUGCUGAUGUCUAUGCUGUGGACAUGAAAACUAUGUAACUUUUUUUUUUUUUUUGGCGGGGGGAGGGGGGAGGGGGGUUGAAGAAAGUCAGGUAGGGUGCUGUACCACAUCCCCUUAUACUACUAUGUCAAUCAAGGGGAAGAGGAUCCUUUGAUAUGGUUGAACUAUCAAUUUUGUCAAUUUUGUUUGAUAUGUGUUUUCACCUGAGCAGAUUUUUUGAUGUACAAUUCUUACUAACAGCGUGAAGCCAUUGAAAUGUAACUAUUCUAGCACUUUGGUUAUUCAAGGUCUUUUAGAGGCUAUAGCAGCAAUGAUGCCACCACAAAUGUUUCAGACGUCUUUAAAAAAAAUCAACCUAAAAAUAAAAAAAUAAAAAUGCAUUGA